UCUGCAACCUUUAAAAUGAAUUUAGAAUUGCUUGAAUCUUUCGGACAAAAUUAUCCUGAGGAAUUUGAUGGAGUUCUUGAUAGUAUAUCAUUAGCUGUGACAUGUGUAUUCAAUAAAUAUGGAACCCUCUUAGCGGUUGGUUGUAAUGAUGGCCGUAUAGUAAUUUGGGAUUUUUUAACUAGAGGAAUUGCAAAAAUUAUCACGGCUCACAUGCAUCCAGUUUGUUCUUUAAGUUGGUCAAGGAAUGGUCAAAAGUUACUUAGUGCGUCUACAGAUAAUAAUGUUUGUACUUGGGAUAUAUUAAGUGGUGAAAGAGAAGAAAUGUAUAAAUUUCCAUCACCUGUAUUAAAAGUUCAAUAUCACCCAAGAAAAAAAAACCUAUUUUUAGUUUGUCCAAUGAAACAUGCAGCUGUUCUUAUAGAUACUGAAGGUAAUCACAAAAUAGUGCCAUUGGAUGAAGACUCGGAUUUAAUGAUAGUUGCUUCAUUUGAUCGCCGUGGUCAAUAUAUCUAUACAGGAAAUGCACGUGGUAAAAUAUUGGUUUUGACUUGUCCUGAUCUUGAAGUUAAAGCCUCAUUCAAAGUAUCUACUGGUAUGACUGGUAUUAAAAGUAUUGAAUUUGCACGGAGAGGAGAAUGUUUUUUACUAAACUGUUCAGAUCGUGUAAUAAGAGUAUAUGACGCUAAAUAUGUUUUGAAUAAUGGCAAGGACGGAGAUACAGAACCUAUUCAAAAACUUCAAGAUUUAGUUAACAAAACAAUGUGGAAGAAAUGCUGUUUUUCUGGAGAUGGUGAAUAUAUUUGUGCAGGUUCAGCUAGACAGCAUGCAUUGUAUAUUUGGGAAAAAAGUAUUGGGAAUUUAGUAAAAAUAUUACACGGAACCAAAGGAGAACUCUUAUUAGAUGUUGUUUGGCAUCCAGUUCGAGCAAUUAUAACAAGUAUAUCUAGUGGUUUAGUGUCAGUAUGGGCCCAAAAUCAAGUAGAAAAUUGGUCAGCAUUUGCACCAGACUUUAAAGAAUUAGACGAAAAUGUUGAGUAUGAAGAAAGGGAAUCUGAAUUUGAUAUGGAAGACGAAGAUAAAUCUAUAACAAAAGAUGUACAGAGAUGUGAUGAAGAUUUUGAGGUUGAUGUAGAAAAUGCUGAACCUAUUGCAGCAUUUUGUAGUUCAGAUGAAGAAGUAGCUAUUGAAGAACAUAAAGAAGCUCUAAUGUUUUUACCAAUUGCUCCAGAAAUUGAAGACCCUGAACCAGAUAUGCCACCACCUGCUGCUUCAUCUUCUAAAUGUCGUUCAUUUGAUAUUCAAUUGGAUAAUACUACUGAUGAAAUGCACCCAUUGUUGAGCAACAAGACUAAAGAAAAACAACUCACUGGAGGUAAAAAAGGCCAGAAAAGAGGACCCAAACAACAAUAAUUAAUUUCUAUUUGUUGUAAUUUGCUGUAAUAUGUACAUAUUUUACUUUAUAUAUUGUAUAUAAAUUAUGAAAUUAUUCAGAUUUGAGAAUAAUUUUACUGUCUAUAAUGAUGAUCAUGGUUUAUUUAUUGUUUUAUAUUUUUAAUAUUCUAUAAAAUAAAUAAAGCAUAAUGUAUUAUUGUAUAAUA
Sipha flava (yellow sugarcane aphid) is the source of this 1598-nucleotide messenger RNA. RefSeq names its product retinoblastoma-binding protein 5 homolog (gene Rbbp5). Lineage: Eukaryota; Metazoa; Arthropoda; Insecta; Hemiptera; Aphididae. The coding region runs from base 16 to 1410 and encodes 464 amino acids. The transcript has 9 exons. Gene Ontology annotation, molecular function: protein binding. The record is from RefSeq and is a predicted model, not a curated record. Gene Ontology annotation, cellular component: Set1C/COMPASS complex.